Molecule: messenger RNA, 817 nt
Organism: Lampris incognitus (smalleye Pacific opah)
Lineage: Eukaryota; Metazoa; Chordata; Actinopteri; Lampriformes; Lampridae
Product: receptor-transporting protein 3-like
Exons: 2
Coding region: 10-489 (159 amino acids)
Biological process (GO): protein targeting to membrane; protein insertion into membrane
Molecular function (GO): olfactory receptor binding
Source: RefSeq, a predicted model, not a curated record
ACUUACAUAAUGGACAUACAAAACUGGAUCCAUAUUUUCGAGACAAAAAUCAUGGAACUCGAACGAGAGGAUCACUGGACGCUGGAAUAUGAUGACUCUAUUGAACCUGAUUCGGCAAUAAAUGGAUGGAAACCGUACAUAAAGAAUUCAACUGCAAGGUUUGCAUGUUCAAUGUGUUCGAGGACCUGGCCCUCUAACCGGGUGAUGGUGCUUUUUCACAUGCGCCUGAUCGAGGCUGAGGGAACCGUCAAGGUGAGGUGCUUCCGGCAAAACUGCAAACGCUGCACUAAUGCCCCCAUGGUGAAUCCCAGUUUCUCCACUGAGAAUAUCAACAUUUUCCUUGAGAAGCUAAUGGAGAAGAUAAGAAUCAAGUGCUACCAUGAAGACCUUGGACCAGUUAACAGAGAUUUUAUACAUGAGACUGUCAGAAACCCACACGAGCCAAAACAUUGUGAGGCCUGUAUAAAGGGCAUCUGUACAAGGAAUUAGUACAUUUGCCUUUUUCAGAUGCUGAUAUUCAAUAAUACUGCACUGAAGUUAAAACAAAUCUUUAAAAGUCAGACAAGAGGCAUCAGAUAAUGAUAAUACUCUGCUAGUUUUUGCUUAUGCUAUAUUUAUCAUGAGCUCGACAGACCGCCUUUGUCAUUAUUACAGUGACAUAAUGUGGAUGCUACUGUAUAUCUAAUUGUAUGUAUGUAAGCCUUUAUCAUUAAUCAAUGUGGUAACUUAAAUUUGGUGACCUCUUAUGUUGAUACUAGCCCGAUUAAAGCAGGCAAGUUGCCUUAAAAACAUAUAAAUGUCAAAUUUAAAUAAAGUA